UAAAUAUAUUCGCACAGAGGGAGAGAGAGAGAGAGAGAGAGAGAGAGAGAGAGAGCCACUCUGUGAAAGAGCUUCAGCCCAUCAAAACUUUGAGAAUGAUAACUCCAAUGAAGUCUUUUGCUUUGAUGAAUCUCUCAGAAAUGGUGGAAAACACGAAGGAAUAUAUAUGCCGUGCAUUGGUGACGUUGGUGGAUCAUUUGGGAAAUGUUUCAUCGAAAUUGGACCGACUCAUCUCCAUCCCCAAUCACUUCUCAGACGUUGAACUCCGAAUCCACUGCCUUCAACAGAGGAUUAUGUCUUCCCAACAGCAUGUUCAAAAGCUUGCAAUGUAUAAACUAAGAUGGAGGGAAAAUCUUCCAAUAUAUCAAACGUGUUACUUGCCAACAGUCACAUUAACUGAUGCGGAGAACUCAAAAGGAGACCCCAGAAGGUUAGAUUCGGAAAUUUAUUCAAGCAAUAAAUAUAUUCGCUCGGGGAAAAUUCCAAACUUCGUGCAUGCAUCCACGUCGGUGGACGAACCUUCCCCAUAUUCCAAAAUAGUUUUCUCUAGAGAGAUGGCUAUGCAUAAGGAACUCUCAUCAUCGUUACCAACAAAAGCUCCCAAUCCGACAUUCCCUUUUCAAUUGGUGCCGUCGAAACUAGACAGAAGUCGGAGCUUGAACCGGAGAUCAUCUUCACCGACGCUGCUGGGUUCAGACAUUCUAUCGUUGAUACGUCAUCGUGUAAGGAAAGGCAACGCGAAAAGCUAGGGGAAAAAACUCUUUCUUUCGCAACAUACAUAUGAUGCCAAUCCCAGUCCCAUCGGAACUAAAUCACAUGUAUUAGAUUAUGCGAUUGAUAUGUCGUUCACGAACGUUCGAUUCUCAGUCUUCCCUCUCCGAUCGCGCUCGAUGAUUCCUUGACACUCCCUCACCCGACCGUGCGAGAAAUUGGAACGAGCACCAAUUUUUCCUGCGUCCGGAUCCCGCGGAUCCUACAUCAGGGUCGAGGUAGAACUUGACAAGUUCACUAUCGGAGGAAGAAUUAACAAACGAAGAAACAAGACCCCCCCUCAUAAUUUCACUCCUUUGGUUCAAAUAUGAAAUGCACCGUAGAAUAUGUUGUUACUCUUUAGUUCUCAUUCUCCAUCACUGUUAUCAAGGAGUCUAUUUUUUUAUAACAUGGAAUCCUAACCGCUA
Messenger RNA from Tarenaya hassleriana, 1178 nucleotides. RefSeq names its product probable protein ABIL5. Bases 96 to 749 code for a protein of 217 amino acids. NCBI's taxonomy places the organism in Eukaryota, Viridiplantae, Streptophyta, Magnoliopsida, Brassicales, Cleomaceae. The record is from RefSeq and is a predicted model, not a curated record. The transcript is spliced from 7 exons.